This is a messenger RNA of Odocoileus virginianus texanus, 4933 nucleotides long. Lineage: Eukaryota; Metazoa; Chordata; Mammalia; Artiodactyla; Cervidae. The record is from RefSeq and is a predicted model, not a curated record.
GGUAGCGCAAAGGGUAUCGGGAGAGGCUUCCAGUAAACCUUCUCUGGCCUCUGGAGGGACCACCCUUGGGGUGGCUUCGGCUUCCACGAUCUGCGUUCGGGCUAAACGGUCACAGUAGACGCCGCCGCCGGCCCCCUUGUGCCUGGUUCUGUCCGUAUUCGUUCCCAGGAGACCGUCCCGGUUCCGGCAGCGGCUGCGGCCGACAUGUUGUGAGGCGGCGGCGCGGGUGUCUGAAGGAUGGUUUGGCCGAGGCGGGGGCAUCGGCUGCUGGCGGCGGCGGCGGCGGCAGCGGCAGCGGGGGCUCCGGUUCUGUAGAGCCUUGCCCACUGAGUGUCCGCCCUGUUCCGCUGCCAGACCAGUGCCCCCGGACCUUGCCUCUGCUCCGCGCCGUUGGGGAACGGUUAGAAGACAGCGCACGCCCCACUGAGGGGACACGAAGGGGGUUAUCCACUGCUCAGAUUCCGGACCACCUUGCUUUCCCCUCUCCGACGUGGGCAGUGCUGUCCCCAGAAUCCUCAGCACCCCCUACCCCCCCGGCCACUCCAACUUUGCUCCCAACCUCGGCUUAAAUCUUUCACACACACGGGUGUACCCCUCUUUCUCCAGCCGCCCCUGGCCCCUUAAUUUUCUGCACGCUCAUCUCAGAGGGACUCCUGGAUCGCUCUCCGAGGGCGGCCUUUUGAAAAAUCGUCGUGGACCAGAGUUGAGUUUUUAAAAGUCGGGGCGCGAGAGAGAAGGUGCGAUGGCUUCCUCAUCUGGCAACGAUGAUGAUCUCACUAUACCCAGAGCUGCUAUCAAUAAGAUGAUCAAAGAGACUCUCCCCAAUGUCCGGGUGGCUAACGAUGCCCGGGAGCUGGUGGUGAACUGCUGCACUGAAUUCAUUCACCUUAUAUCUUCUGAAGCCAAUGAGAUUUGCAACAAAUCGGAAAAGAAAACCAUCUCGCCAGAGCACGUCAUACAAGCACUAGAAAGUUUAGGCUUUGGCUCUUAUAUCAGUGAAGUAAAAGAAGUCUUACAAGAAUGCAAGACAGUAGCAUUAAAAAGAAGAAAGGCCAGUUCUCGUUUGGAAAAUCUUGGCAUUCCCGAAGAAGAAUUAUUGAGACAGCAACAGGAAUUAUUUGCAAAAGCUAGACAGCAACAAGCGGAAUUGGCCCAACAGGAAUGGCUUCAAAUGCAGCAAGCUGCCCAACAAGCACAGCUUGCUGCUGCAUCAGCAAGUGCAUCCAACCAGGCAGGAUCUUCUCAGGAUGAAGAAGACGAUGAUGAUAUCUGAAAUUCACCAGCUGAGUUUCUAUUUCCUGUAAAAUGUUUUUCCCUGCACAAGAAAACAGUGAAAAAAUGCUUAUCUGUAAUUUUGCAUCUUGGUGGACUUGCCAUUGGUAUUCUAGGGAUAUCUGCUGUUAAGUUUCAUCUGUUGUGUACUAUUCAUGUAAAAUCUGUCUCUUUGAACUGUUGAAAAUUUAAGGUUCAGUAUAAUAUCAAUUUUGAAUUUUUAAUGGUGUUUAUGAAAUUUUAGAUAGCAGUGAGUCUGUUUGAUCAAUAAACAGUGUUACAGAAAACUUCAAGUUUAUAAAAAUACAGUGAAAUUUAUACAGAAGCUCUAAAUCUUCAUUUGCAUUUCCUCUGCCCUUUUAACUAAACUAAAAAUUGGGAAUUUUAAAUUAUUGAGGGGAGGUGCUGUGUGAUAUAGUAGACAUUAGAUCAGGUUGGUGAAAAAACAAAGCUCAGUUUUGCAGUAUCUGGAUUUUGUCUUUUAAAAUGAGUAUAUAUAUACAGGCAAUAAACAUACAUGCUCAGAUAAAUACACUUGUUUAAAAAAGAUCUCAAAACAAGGCAUUCAAAAACUAGGAAGGAGUAUGUUCAAUAGUAGUUAUAAAAUUUGGUAGGUUAUGUUUUCAAUUUUGUUUUUAUUUUAUAUAAAGCUAAAAACUUAAGUUUCAUUAUAGCAUAAUUCAUCUUCAGCUACACUAUUACAUUUCAAAGACUGCCCAGUUUUGAGGACUGUCAUGAUUCUUAGUAUUUCACUCCAGUAAUCAUUAAUAGUAUUACUUGCUUAGUCCAUCUUGUGAAACAAUUGCUUAGGUUGCAUUGGUUGGUUCACGAAUAUUAAGACCUUUCCUAGAGGAAAGAAAUGACAGUUAAUGAGCAUGCUUGCGAUAAGAGGGGAUUCUUUUUGUAAUUUAACUUGUAGUUAUAGUUUCCUUGUUGUUUGUUUUUAGCAUUACUUUUACAGUUUCUUGACUAGAUGGCCUAGAGUGUCCAAUACUUCCUUUGAAAUGGCAUCAUUAUCUCCAUCAUAAUUAAGUGAUAGCUUUAAAAAAUGAUUGGUUUUGUUUUGUUUAAGAAAAUGUGUCAUAAUUAAUUAGCCCUAUAUGAAACAUAAAUAAUUUUAACCUGCUUGUUAAAAGGGAAAAGCUUUAAUUUGGUUCUAAUAAGUAAAGUAUAAUAGUGAUUUUUAUAGGAAUCCAGUGUUUUGAAGAACUGGCCUAUUGUGUUUGUAUUUUGAAAACAAAAUGGAAAAGCCACUUAAGAUAGUAUGAAGUAAUCUAAAUUACUAUGUCAGUUGCCAAAUUGUUUAAAUUUGUGUAUUCACCAGGUCUAAAGAUAGAUUGUGGUUGCUAGAAUUCCAGUUUUAAUUGCAGAGCUAAAUAAGUCAAAUGUACAAGUAUUAGAUUUCUUAAUGAUCAUAUUCUUAAUGAUCAUAUUUUGCAGUUUUAGAAAAAGUGAAAUAUUGUUACACAUUUAUUAAAUAAAUAAUAAAUAAAUUUACAUGCCACAAAUAGGUUAAUCCUGCUGAAUGUUUUGAGUUAAAGUUGAUACUGUAUCCAUGAGUGUGUUUGAACAAGAUAGAAGGGAUUGUUUUUUAAAAGUUUAAGUACCAAAGGUAGUCUAGUCUAAGAAAUAAAAGUUAAUAAGUGUUGGCUUUUCUAAUUUGUACUGUAACAUCCUUAUACUUUCUAUUUUAAGUAUAUCUGUUUCUUAGGAAAAAACAUAGAUAUUUUCCAUACCUUUUUUUUGAUGCAGAGUUCAGGUUAAUUAAUAUUUUACUGCAUCUGAUAAUGUAUUAUAUGUUCAAAUCCUAGUGACUUUCAUUUUGACAUUCUUGUGAUUUUCAUAUGCUGUAUUCUUCAAGCAAUAAAAUCUGAUGUGUUUUAUAAAUUGUUUUUAUAUUUAAUGAUCUGUACAGAUUGAUGGCAUGAGAUUUCUAUUACUACCAUUUUUACUGGUUUCAAGAAUCCUAGUCCCCCCAGAACAAUUUUGAUCUUUUGGUAUAUAGUAUUUGACUUUCUCCUUUGUUUACUGUUAUUUCAGAAAAUGUGGUUUUACUUGUAUUUUUGUAAUUUACAGUCCUAGGAUGCAGGCAUAACAGAGCUAAUUCAGCAGUGUUUUAGUUUAUUUUUUAGCAAUUAACUAUUAUAUUCUGUCUUUUGUUAAGAUUUUUAAAAUCUUUGGAGAGAGACAAAAUUUUUAGUAUUCUUGAGAAAUAAAGUUAUUUGGUAAGUAUUUUCCCCACCUCCUUGAAUAUGUCUGUCUUUUUCAGCAGACUAUCAGAUUGAUAAGUGUUGAAAAGACAUCAAUUUUUAAAAUUACAUAUACCAUACAUGUAGAAGAGUACAUAAAUAAGGGUUUUCACGAAUUAAAUAUAUUCAUUUUGCCACCUUCAGAUUAAGAAACAGUAUUAUGAGCACCCCAGAAUUUUGCCCCUAUCUCCACACUUUCUUCUUCCUCCCCAGAAGUAACUACUAUUCUGACUUCUAAAAUCAGUUUGCUUUUCUUUUAUUGUAUGUAAAUGCAGUUAUACAUAAUACACUCUUUGUUUUGCUCAUUGUUUUAUUUUUGAGUGUAUUGAUUUCCUGAUGCCAUUGUAACAAAAUACCACAAACUUAAGGAAUUUAAAACAACACAAAUGUAUUCUCUUGCAGUCCUGAAGAUCAGAAGUCCAAAAUCAGUUUUAUUAGGUCAGAGGCAAGAUUGGUUCCUGAAUCUGGAAAUUGUAAGUGGAGAAUCCAUUUCCUUAUCUUUUUUCAGUUUCCAGGGUCUGCCUAUAAUCCUUGGCUUGUGGCUUCUUCCUCUGUUCAAAACUUCUGCUUUUAUCAUCACAUCAUCUUUCUUCUGUAGUCAAAUGUUCCUCUGCAUCAACACUUAGGGCCCACCUGGAUAAUCUAGGAUAAUCCCUCAUCUCAAGAUCAUUAAUUUAAUCACAUCCACAAGAUCACUUUUGCCAUAUUAGGUAACAUUUACAGGUUUCAGGGCUUCAAUCCUAGGUAUUUUAGGAGGUAGUUACUUAACCUGCCCAAGUGAGGUUCAUUCAUAUUGUUGCGUGUAUUUGUAGUUCAUUCAUUCUUAUUGCUGAAUAGUAUUUCAUUAUAUGCAGAAUUUAUCCUUUCUGUCAUUGAUGGGCAUUUGAAUAGUUUCUAGUUCUGGACUAGUAUGAAUAAUUCUGUGGAGAACAUUCUUAUACCUAUCAUUUUGUGAGUGUAUACAUGCAUUUGUGUUGAAUCUAUACCUGAAAGUGGAAUUGUUGGGUUAAAGGGUGUGUAUAUAUUUGGUAUUUAGUAUGUAUUGUCAGUUUUCGAAAGUGUUUGUAAAAAGGUACCAUUUUAAUAUGUACUAUGAUAAUGAAUUACUAUAAUGGUCUAGUGACCUAGAAUGUUCAGUAGUUUCUUGAAAUUCCUAAAUUACACCAAAUGAGUUAUACUUGCUACAGGAGGUCUGUUAUUUAGUAUGAUACAAGAGGAAAAUAAAAGUGAAAGUAUUUGAGUAUCUUGUUAUUGACACACUAGUAUUAUACAUUCAUUAGAUAUUUGCUCCUCAGAAGAAAUGUAAGUUUUAAGUAAUUAUAAACAUAAUGUUGAGUUUAAAAGUAGUAUCUUGUAGAAAGUUCAUGAUUUAAGUUUUUAAUUGAAUUAAAAUUUUUUUUGUUAUAACUUAA